AUGACAUACGAAGAUCCCAUUAAGCUUCUCCUUGUCUCUUUUCCAGCACAAGGACACAUAAACCAUCUUGUUGGACUAGGAAAGUAUCUUGCUGCAAAGGGUGCCACUGUUAUCUUCACCACAACAGAGACGGCUGGCAAAAACAUGCGAGCUGCUAACAACAUCAUUGACAAAUUAGCAACUCCAAUUGGUGAUGGUACUUUCGCUUUCGAGUUCUUUGACGAUGGUUUACCAGAUGGCAGUGGUUCGGCCUUCAGAGCUCUUCAGCACUAUGCUGAAAUUGAGGUUGCUGGCAGACACUUUAUUUCACAAAUGAUAAAGAAUCAUGCCGAUUCAAACAAACCAUUUUCAUGUAUCAUAAACAACUAUUUUUUUCCAUGGGUUUGUGACGUUGCUAAUGAACACAAUAUUCCUUCUGUUUUGUCAUGGACUAAUUCCGCUGCUGUUUUCACCACUUACUAUAACUAUGUCCACAAAUUAACAUCUUUCCCUACAAAUGAAGAACCUUAUAUUGAUGUUCAACUCAAUUCUUCUAUAGUUCUUAAAUACAAUGAAAUCUCAGACUUUAUACAUCCUUUUUUCCCAUUUCCAUUUCUAGGUAAACUCAUCUUAGAAGAGUUUAAGGACUUGUCUAAAGUGUUUUGUGUAUUAGUGGAUACCUAUGAAGAACUAGAGCAUGAUUUCAUAGAUUAUAUUUCAAAAAAAUCAAUCACCAUAAGACCUAUUGGUCCUUCGUUUAAGAAUCCAAAUGCAAUAAUUUUUGCAUCAAAAACUGUAUAA
Molecule: messenger RNA, 780 nt
Organism: Medicago truncatula (barrel medic)
Lineage: Eukaryota; Viridiplantae; Streptophyta; Magnoliopsida; Fabales; Fabaceae
Product: gallate 1-beta-glucosyltransferase
Exons: 1
Coding region: 1-780 (259 amino acids)
Molecular function (GO): quercetin 3-O-glucosyltransferase activity; quercetin 7-O-glucosyltransferase activity
Source: RefSeq, a predicted model, not a curated record